UAUCGCCCAGGCGUGUGGGACGACCCGAUGGACGGUAUACUAGGAGGAGGCAUGCGUUAUGGGGGAACUGCCAGGCGAUUUGACGAAUACUACCGAUGCUAUCCGGUUGUGAUGCUGCCAGGGCCCGAGAGAGAAAAUGUGAACCAUGGAGGCAAAGUUAUAAUGCCCCCCAGUGCGCUCGACAAAUUAACCCGCCUACAUAUCACAUACCCGAUGCUGUUUGAGCUACAUAAUGGCGCUAAGGAAAAGAUGACCCAUGCGGGUGUUUUGGAGUUUAUUGCAGAGGAGGGCAAGAUUUAUCUUCCUUUCUGGCUCAUGCAAACACUUCUCCUCGAGCCAGGCGAUCUAAUCCAGGUCAAGUCAACUGAUCUCCCACCAGGCCGAUUCAUCAAACUUCAGCCACAGUCAACGGCGUUUCUUGAUAUUAGCGACCCCAAAGCAGUCCUUGAAAAUGCAUUUCGGAACUUUUCCUGUUUGACACAAGGCGAUGUCUUCACUUUUGCCUACAACGACCAGGUUUACGAAGUUGCAGUGCUGGACGCGAAGCCAGACGGCGAGAAAAAGGCCAUUUCGGUGUUGGAAACGGAUCUAGAAGUCGACUUUGCACCUCCUGUCGGCUACGAGGAGCCCAAACGUCCAAGUGGCACGAGUACACCGCAGGUUCCCCCCAGUGGAUUAGUCCACUCGCAUGGAGGCAUGGCUCAGGCAAUCAACUAUGCGGCCAUUGCCCCCGAAGCGACCGAUGCUGCCAAGGGAGCCAAAGCUGCGUCUUCCAACUUCCUUACGGGUGGACAUCGGUUGAAUGCGAAGAAGAGUAGCAAAGCACCAACUCCACAGCCCAGCACUCCUGUUGCCGGGAAGUCGACAAAUCCUGAGCAUCCAGCUCCACUCCGACGAACCAACGGGCCGCAACCACUGCGGCUGGCCCCGAACAAACUCUUCUUUGGAUAUGCCAUUAAACCAGUACCGAAGCGUGACGAACAGGGGAAAGUGAUCGAGGAAGAAGACAAUCAGCCCAAAUUUCAAGGCCAGGGGCAGACUCUCCGAGCGCGGAAGAAGGGACUUGGAGAUUCCGGCACGCCAACAUCGGAUAGUGAUGCCGGACGGCCAUAG
Molecule: messenger RNA, 1113 nt
Organism: Talaromyces rugulosus
Lineage: Eukaryota; Fungi; Ascomycota; Eurotiomycetes; Eurotiales; Trichocomaceae
Exons: 2
Cellular component (GO): VCP-NPL4-UFD1 AAA ATPase complex
Molecular function (GO): polyubiquitin modification-dependent protein binding
Source: RefSeq, a predicted model, not a curated record